AUGGCGUACGAGGAGCUUCAUGCUCUUAUUCGAGACCUGCACCAAACCCUAGAUCAGAAGCAUGUGGAUAAAACAGCUGCGCUUUUAACCCGUGCAAAGCGUGCGCUUCUACAGCUCAACGCUCUCAUUCCUUCCAGCUCAACUCCUCAUCCACUCAUCUCCCUUGCGCGUGAGAUCCUCGAGCUAGGUGCCAUUACAUCAAUACGUCAGAAAGAUGCCCCUUCCUUUACCAGAUAUUACCAGCAACUACAGCCUUUCUACGAUACCGAAAGACAUCUACAGGCGGCUUUUGCAGAGGAGGCAGAGAUAAACUUAAAAACCAGCCAGCGGAGCAAGAUAACAGGCCUCUACUUGCUGCUACUCUUGAGCAUGGGAAACAACACAGAGUUUCACACCGUUCUAGAAGGGUUGGUGGUGGAAGCGUCGUUGAAAGGCCAUCCCGUUGAAGCAGAUCCGUAUAUCAAGUACCCCGUUGAGUUGGAGCGGAGCUUGAUGGAGGGCAGUUAUGAUAAGGUCUGGCGUGAAACGAAAUCAGAACGAGUCCCUUCAGAAGACUUUGGGCUAUUUUCAUCUAUUCUUGUCGGUACCAUUCGAAGUGAAAUUGCUGACUGCUCUGAAAAGGCAUACCCGUCUCUCCCCGUCUCUAAUGCUAAAAACUUGCUGUUCCUUGACUCCGAAGGUGCUGUUGUAGAGUUUGCUAAGGAGCGAGGGUGGACGUUGAAGGAUGGACGAGUAUACUUCCCUAGUCAACAAGAACAGGAGGAACAGAACGCUCCCCAGAAGACCGGCAAGGAGAUUAUGUUAACAACCGGCUCCGUGAUCGAGAAUACGAUUGGGUAUGCAAGAGACCUGGAAACCAUAGUUUAA
Messenger RNA from Microsporum canis CBS 113480, 867 nucleotides. RefSeq names its product 26S proteasome non-ATPase regulatory subunit 8. Gene Ontology annotation, biological process: proteasome-mediated ubiquitin-dependent protein catabolic process. The record is from RefSeq and is a predicted model, not a curated record. Gene Ontology annotation, cellular component: proteasome regulatory particle, lid subcomplex; proteasome regulatory particle; nucleus. Bases 1 to 867 code for a protein of 288 amino acids. Lineage: Eukaryota; Fungi; Ascomycota; Eurotiomycetes; Onygenales; Arthrodermataceae. The transcript has 2 exons.